Prunus armeniaca (apricot) is the source of this 510-nucleotide messenger RNA. NCBI's taxonomy places the organism in Eukaryota, Viridiplantae, Streptophyta, Magnoliopsida, Rosales, Rosaceae. The record is from the annotation of a GenBank genome assembly.
AUGUACCUAGGCAAGUACCUUGUUGCCUGUUUGUUUUUGGCCAGAUGCACUUCUGGUAUUCCUGGUGACCAUCUAAGCUCUUAUUUUCCCAGUCUAUGUAGACUGUGUUGUAUGUAUUUGGGUUCAACAGUUAUAAUUCUCAUCUUGCGCAUCUGUUUCACAACUGAAAUUUUGGAGGGAUUUGAUGUUCAGAGAACCAUUGGCUUGGUUGAUACAUUGAAGAAGUAUGUUUAUCUUACUGAAGCAAUAACUCAAUACUACAAAUCAGAGUAUUCUGAGGAACAACGUAGCCAUGCUGGGAGUUGUCCCUGUUUUGGUGAAGUUAUCAAAAGUAUGGAAGAGCCAAAAGGCCCUGAAUUCAGCAUCAAUGGUGCUUAUCUUACCCGAUUUGAUUACACCGAAACCAACCAUACUCUCUCCUACAAGCUCCCCCUCAACAUUGAUGUGUUAAUUAAUUUCAAUUUUCAACUCGUGCUUAGCAAAUAUUAUCAAUUUUCAACUUGUGCUUAG